Trichoplax adhaerens is the source of this 606-nucleotide messenger RNA. RefSeq lists its product as uncharacterized. Gene Ontology annotation, biological process: regulation of DNA-templated transcription. Gene Ontology annotation, cellular component: CCAAT-binding factor complex; nucleus. Gene Ontology annotation, molecular function: protein heterodimerization activity; DNA-binding transcription activator activity, RNA polymerase II-specific; DNA binding. The record is from RefSeq and is a predicted model, not a curated record. The annotation marks the transcript as partial. The transcript is spliced from 6 exons. NCBI's taxonomy places the organism in Eukaryota, Metazoa, Placozoa, Uniplacotomia, Trichoplacea, Trichoplacidae.
ACCGAUGCACAGCAAACACUAAACAAUUUUUGGCAGCGGCAGCAACAAGAAAUUCGAAAUAUGGGGCCGGUCGAAUUUAAGGUGCAAGAGCUGCCUUUGGCUCGAAUUAAGAAAAUUAUGAAGCAGGAUGAAGAUGUCAAGAUGAUUAGUGCUGAGGCUCCUGUACUGUUCGCAAAAGCUGCACAAAUGUUCGUCAGUGAGCUAACACUGAGGGCUUGGGUACAUACUGAAGAUAACAAAAGAAGGACAUUACAGAAAAAUGACAUUGCAAUGGCUAUUACAAAAUUCGAUCAGUUUGAUUUUCUUAUUGACAUCGUUCCUCGCGACGAGUUAAAAACUCCAAAACGACAGGAGGAAAUUAGGCAACCUAUGAUGGCUGCGGAUCAGGUUCAGUACUAUUUCCAGUUAGCUCAAUCUCAUGCUGUACAAAUGCAACAACAACAACAACAACAAAUCCAACAACAGCAACCACAGCAAUCGCAGCAGCCGCAUCCACAGGCUCAACAGCACCUUUCAUCUCAAUCGAACCAACAGCAUGUUGUUAGCAUACCAACGACUUUGCAUAAUACACUGCAGUCCGUUACUCCUAAUAUGCCCAUGGUAUAA